Molecule: messenger RNA, 2465 nt
Organism: Leptomonas pyrrhocoris
Lineage: Eukaryota; Euglenozoa; Kinetoplastea; Trypanosomatida; Trypanosomatidae
Exons: 1
Coding region: 156-2465 (769 amino acids)
Cellular component (GO): small-subunit processome
Molecular function (GO): snoRNA binding; protein binding
Source: RefSeq, a predicted model, not a curated record
AGUGAGGUGCACAGCUGCUAAUUCAUUGCCCCUGGGGGUUGAAACGAAGAGCAGCAAGCCAGUUGUUUCUUUCUCUUUUUUCUCUCUCUCCCUUCUUUUUUAAAGGAGAGGCUCCUGUGCGUAUUUGCUGCAGUGUAAUUUUGGCGAGAGCGGCGAUGCUGUCCAAGAAGAAGGCCGCAAAGCGGGCCGCCAUCAGUGCGACGGUGCGGAAGGAGGAGAAGGUCCACCGCGAUGCGGUGCAACAGCGCAAGAAGGGUGUCUCCGCAGCGGUGACACGCACAAAGGGCCAGGGACACCACGCAGAGAAGGACGCGCAGCCCCCGCACCGCGUCCUGACGCGGGCGGAUGCGGUAGAGGGGACCAGCAGCACCGACAAUCGGGCGGAGCUCAUUCGUAGCCUCGGCGACCACAUCGACACACGUUUGCAGGACAUCACCUUUGACGACGACCUCGACGGCGAUGUCUUUCACGAGCGCCGCGCGCUGUUGAUGGAGGAGGCACGCCUUGCCGCGGGCGUGAAGCAGCGCGUCGUCUCUACCUCUGUGCUGGACUAUCUGGGCCGUCACAUGGAACUGCGCGACGUGCACACCGUGCGCAUCGCUCACAACAGCAACUCCAUCACGUGCGUCGCCGCCCUCGGCACCGACCGCAUCGUCUACGGGGAUAAGUCUGGGAAGGUGUACCUAGUCGACAUUUCCACCACCGCGAGCGGCACGGGCAUGACGAUGAGCGAUAGGGCGGAGGCGCAGCGACGUCGCAAAGUGCUGCUGGAGCCGGUGCUGCCCACCGGCAUCGUCUCCAUUGCCGUGAGCGACACAGCUGCCAACCGGCCUACCACUCGUGACGUCUUUGAGAAGACCACUGUAGACAUGUCCUGCCCUUCGUAUGUCGCCGCCGGCGCGAUGGACGGCUCGAUCAGCGUAUGGGAGACGCUCACGAAGGUCCACAAGGGGCUUCUCUUUAUGCACCGCAAGCCGAUUACGGGGCUGCGCUUCCGCAUGGACACCGCCACGCUUUACUCCUGCUGCGAGGACGGCACGUUACGUGUGUGGUCGGUGCCGCAGAUGAUGGCGAUGGACAAGCUGUUUGGACACGAGGGCGCUAUUCACUUUAUUGACGGUCUGCGCAAGGAGACGGCUGCCACAGUGGGCGAGGACGGCACGAUGCGGUUUUGGAAGGUCGACGCCGCGACGCAGCAGGCCUACACCUACGCGCCGACAAAGCCGUCUGACGUCCUGGUAAACGGUAGCGGUGCGCACGCAUCGGCCACACCGCAGCCACCGGCGCCGAAUGUGGUGAUGGAGGCGGUGGCGAUGCUGAACGAGGGCAUCGUGAUUGGCGGCGCCCGUGAUGGUAGCAUCAUUGUGUUUGAUUUAAACCGACGCAAGCCGCUGAUUGUCGUGCCGGCCGCACACGGCUACGGCUUCAUCGGCGACGGCACGGGGCUUGAGAAGGCCGCAGUGCAGCUCGCUGAAGAAGACGCGAGCGCGCGAGUGGCAGGUGGGUCCUCUUCGUCGGCCAGCAGCGGCGCUCGUCGCAACGCGAACCCGAUCACGGCGGUGGCCGCCGUGCCGUACGCGGAUGUAAUGGCCACCGCCAGUUAUGACGGAGUGGUGCGGGUGUGGCGUGUAGCCGGGGUGGGUGCCGGCGCCACCGCACCUGGUCGCCGCACCGAGGAGGCCGAAGGCCAAGAGGCUUCUUCGACGUCAGCAACGAACACGAUGCGGCGAGUGGAGCCGCAUCUGGUGCUCGUGGCAGCCCUGCCCGUCCCCGCGAUCGUCAACUCCCUGCGCUUCAGCGACGGCGGCGAUGUGCUGUACGUGGCGAUGGCGAAGGAGCCGCGCCGUGGACGCUGGGUCGUGCAGUCGGCUGCCCGCAACGGCGUGUUGGUCGUGCCGCUGACGGAGGGCGGGAAGACGCUGCUGCAGGGCAUGAGCGGCGAGGUGGAGCACAUUCCGGCCCAGCUCUUCGGCAUCGACGACACGGCCGUGGAGGCGGAGGAGGGGGAGGAGGACAGCCACAGCGAUGGCGGCCACCGUCGCAACGCAGGCGAUGAGGAGGAGGGGGAGGCGGAGGUCAGCUCCAGCGCGGAUCUAUUCCUUGACGAGGACCACGACGACGAUGGUGCAGCAGCGGCGGCGGUCGACGACGAGGCGCAGGAUAUGUUUAGUGUCGGACCAGAUGGGAUGCUGCGGUUCAAGGACGACGUGGCGCGUGCCUCGAAGAGCGCAUCACCGUUGAAUAAAACGAAGAAGAAAAGGAGCGGGAUGCCGAAGGUACUCCGUCAGACCUCCGCGGCAGAAGUCUCGACUUCAGCGAAGCCGCGAGAUGGUGACGCACCAGCGAAGAAGUCGCUUAAGAAAACGAAGAAGAUGAAGAGCGUCGGCGCCAAAGCGAAGGUUGGCACAUCGAAUGGCGCAGCAGCGGUGGCCGCGAAGAAGAAAAAGAAGAUGAAGAUGGCGUGA